GCCUUCCCUUCCCCACGAUCCCCCUACCACCAACCCUCCCCCCUCCCUCUCACUCACCACCAAUAACUAUCAAUAAGACAACAGCGAAAACAAAAAUACCAAUGGAUUUCGCCCCCUACCAAUCCGAGUCUCCGGAGGUCUCAAGAAACUUCACCCGGCCGACUUCCCCACCUGUACGGUCCUCAUAUUCACCCCUCCCCACGCCCCAAGUCCCCCCGCCUGUACUGCCAACCCACUCUUCGCCGUCGGGAUGGGGUAGCGGUGGGCUAGGUCGGGAGACGAUAAAUCAGUUUGAGACGAGUUUGCCCAUACGGUUGGACUGGGAAGCCGUUAUGGCAUACGUGCUAUUGCCGCCUGCUGGUGGUGUGUUGUUGUUGAUUUUGGAGCAUAAGAGUGAUUAUGUUAGGUUUCAUGCGUGGCAGAGUUCGCUUUUGUUUGCCUUCCUGGUGAUCCUACAUCUUAUCUUUUCGUUCUCGGCGUUCUUGUCGUACUCGCUGCUAGUGGCGGAUUUAGGCUUGGUUGGGUAUUUGGGGUUCCAUGCCUAUGUUGAUGCGGAUACUCUUGAUAGAUGCGAAGUGCCCUUCUUUGGCCCCUUGGCCAGCUCGAUUUUGGAUGAUGAGUAAGUGUUGCAAGGGGUUUUCGGCGGUUAAUGGUUAUUUCCUUUAUGAUAAGGUCCAAAUUUCUCAGUUUCGUGAGCAAGCAGCUAUUUGUAAGAUAUAGAAGUGUAUCGACAAGGUUUUGCAGUGGGCCUAGGAGAGGCUUAAUAAUGAUUUUCUGGGCAAUAUACUGCAUAGUACCGGUUAUAUAAUAUAUCCUUUUGACAUUCAA
This is a messenger RNA of Tuber melanosporum (Perigord truffle), 828 nucleotides long. RefSeq lists its product as uncharacterized. The transcript has 5 exons. Lineage: Eukaryota; Fungi; Ascomycota; Pezizomycetes; Pezizales; Tuberaceae. The record is from RefSeq and is a predicted model, not a curated record. Bases 102 to 623 code for a protein of 173 amino acids.